Suillus paluster is the source of this 1434-nucleotide messenger RNA. Its product is annotated as guanine nucleotide binding protein, alpha subunit. The coding region runs from base 1 to 1434 and encodes 477 amino acids. Lineage: Eukaryota; Fungi; Basidiomycota; Agaricomycetes; Boletales; Suillaceae. Gene Ontology annotation, cellular component: heterotrimeric G-protein complex. The transcript has 9 exons. Gene Ontology annotation, molecular function: GTPase activity; guanyl nucleotide binding; G protein-coupled receptor binding. Gene Ontology annotation, biological process: adenylate cyclase-activating G protein-coupled receptor signaling pathway. The record is from RefSeq and is a predicted model, not a curated record.
AUGGCAUUCAGCGUGGUCUUUCAUCACGAUGCUACCGAUCCGCUAGCAGUUAUCAGCGCCCCUCCCCCGAACGAAUCUUCACACGACCGAGCCGCAAGAGAAGAACGGGAAGUUGAAGCUCAAAGAAUAAGUGAUCUCAUCGACGAUGAAAUUCGCGCUGAACGAGCGGUAAGAAAGAAGGAAGAGGAAUCGGUCAAGAUCUUACUAUUGGGUCAAAGCGAAAGUGGUAAAUCGACAACUUUGAAGAAUUUCCGCAUGCGGUUUGCCCGAGAUAAAUGGAUAGAGGAGCGAGCAUCAUGGCGAGCAGUCAUACUGUUAAAUCUCGUUCGGUCUGCAAACACCAUCCUUGAUGCGCUAUCACAGGAUAUGGACGAGGAACAAGACGGACUCAAUGAUGCGUCCAAGUUCGACGAUUACUAUCGUCAAUAUAAAGUUCGCCUGAGUCCGCUGCAGGCGGUGGAGAGUAAUUUGAAACGCUUACUCGGCGCAACCCCGGAAGACAUCCAACCACGCAAACAGAAUUCUCCAACAACUCUCUCACCCUGCGGGUCAUCGGAAUUCUUUAUUCGUUCCCGGGCUUGGCGCAAUUUUAUUCAAACAACCCGAGGUCACGAGUUCUCGAAACAUUCCUUCGAGCGGGACCUACCCAAUUUAGUCGAUAACACAGAGGUGAUCGCGAAUUGCAAAGAUGACAUCAAGGCCCUAUGGAUGGAUGGUCUCAUACAGGAUAUGCUAUGGAGACGGAGAACCCGGCUCGAGGAUUCCGCUGGCUUCUUUUUGGACGCAAUCGACAGAUUGUCCGCGCGAGAUUAUGAGCCAACAGAUGACGAUGUCUUACGCGCACGAUUGCGUACGCUUGACAUCCAGGAACACGAAAUGAAACGUCAUGAGGUGUUUUCUCCUUGUUCUCUGAAUACAUUUGCAGAUACCGACGCUCCGAAAUGGAAGAUUUUCGAUGUUGGCGGCUCGCGUACACAACGACAUGCAUGGCUACCGUAUUUUGACCAAGUCAAUGCAGUCAUAUUCUUAGCACCAAUUUCGUGUUUUGACGAGCGACUUCUCGAAGACCCCCGUGUCAACCGUCUAGAGGAUUCUUUCAUACUCUGGAAGGCCAUAUGCUCCUCCAAGCUUCUCUCGGGCACGAUCCUUAUCCUUUUUCUAAACAAGAUGGACAUUCUCGAGCAGAAAAUCAGAAACGGCAUAAUGGUGAAGCGCUUUCUCCCCAGCUACGGCGACCGGCCAAAUGAGACCAAUGAUGUUGUCAAAUACCUUCGACAAAAAUUCAAAGACACGGUGAGGUACUGUUCUCCGGAGCCGCGGAUAUGUCAUAUCUACCCGACGUCCGUUACUGAUACGAAGGCGAUGGCUGUGACGCUGACUUCUGUACGCGACGGGAUCUUGCGCGAAUACCUGAAGCGGGCGGACUUGUUCUGA